Messenger RNA from Neospora caninum, 3258 nucleotides. Its product is annotated as Ribosome biogenesis GTP-binding protein YsxC,related. Gene Ontology annotation, molecular function: GTP binding. The coding region runs from base 1 to 3258 and encodes 1085 amino acids. NCBI's taxonomy places the organism in Eukaryota, Apicomplexa, Conoidasida, Eucoccidiorida, Sarcocystidae. The record is from RefSeq and is a predicted model, not a curated record. The transcript is spliced from 10 exons.
AUGAGCGCGCGAUGCCCCGUGUUUCUCGGGCAGCUGAAGCCUCGCCUCGGAAAGUGGCGAGCUGCGCUGAGAGAAGAAGAACUCCCGCCGCCGAUUCUCCCCGAAGUCGCCUUCGCAGGCCGCUCGAACGUGGGAAAGAGCAGUCUGCUGAACGAGCUCGCCGGCCGUCGCCUCACCUCGCUCGUGACGAGUCGGCCUGGCACCACACAGCACCUCCACUUCUUUAAGGCAGGGUCGCCGCCCGUUCUCUGCCUCGUCGAUCUUCCAGGAUACGGCUUUGCCAAGGCAGCCGCAGCGACUCGUCUGCAGUGGACUGAGUUUUCUCUCUACUACCUCAAGACACGCAAAAAUCUCCGACGCGUAUUUGUUCUGAUCGACGCACGGCACGGCUUGAAGGAGAGCGACAAAGAGAUGCUUCACUUUCUUCAUCGCUGGGGAGUUAGUUGGCAACUUGUCUUGACCAAAGCGGAUCUUGUGAAGCCGAAAGACCUCGUGAAGACACUCAUGCUGGUGAAAGAAGACGCCAAGGCCUUUCGACACCAAGCGGCGGACCCAGUCGCCGUCAGCGCCUUGAGGCAUCAAGCCCUCGACGUGCUGCGGCGCGAGAUGGACGGCCUAAAAAUCGACAAGGAAAUCGUCAAGCACAGGAUCCGCUUGCGGAUCCACAGCAAGCUGGAGGAGCGGCGCCUGCGUCGGCAACUGAAGGCGGCCGCGAAGAAGAAGACGAAGAGCGAGGAGGGGCGCGAAGGAGACGGCCGGGCGCACUCUCUCUCUCGACCUUCCUCCUGGGUCACUGCUGCUUGCAAAGAAGGGGUGGAUCUCGAUUCCCGAGGGAACGCAGUCGACGGCGAAGGCGCCGAGACAGGCUUGGACACACCACCGAUCCUGGAGCGCGUGAGAAGGCGGUGGAACUUUGAAGACGAUUUCUCUUCGCAGGAAACAGCGACGGGGGAUGUCGGUUCCGAUCUUCCGAGAAACACAGCCGGACUGGAGUACGAAGGCGGAGACACGGAGCAGAUCUCCUUAGACACGUUCAUCGAGUGCACGGAAAUGGGCCAAGGAAGUUGGCACCACCGCCACAGCCUGGAGGCAACCGCGGAACUCCUUUCCGCUUCAGAGUUCCCUCACGCCGCGCCUUCGCCCCUAUUGAACUCCGACCCUCGACAGGAGGAACAGCCUAUACACAGGGACCGAGACCUCUGUGGCUCUGAGGCUCUGCAACCCCUCGGUCGCAAGAGAGGCCGCAGGCGAGCGAGCGGUUCGAACCCUUCCUCUGGCGAACUUCUGGACGUCCCCGCUGCCGGGACCGAGGCGCGCCUCCAGUCGCCGGAUCCGUGUCCGGCGUUCUUUGCAGCUGCCGACGCAGCCGCGCAACUCGCGCUGGGACUGAAUUCUUCUGUGGCGAAGGAAGAGAACGGCAGGCGUCGAGAACGUGCCUCGACUGCCUCUUUCGAAUCUGGCGGGGAGGAAGAUCCCCGCGCAAGGGUCCCCCGCAUGGACGCCUCCUCGCCGUUCCCUAAACCCUCUCUUGCUUCCUCCUCUUUGGCCGCUCCCUCGCCUGCGUUCGAUGUCGGAGAGGAUGCGACCUGUCGAGCGCGAGGUGAGGAAGGAGAUGUGCUGCGGCCUGCGUCACGACCGUCCUUGGCUGUGGACUUUGACUUGUCUCUGAGACCAGGCGGUUCCUCAGAGAGCGCCGGGCACGCCGGUGCGGUGACAGAAGGAGUCAAAAGCGAAGCAAGUGAAGUGCGGAUGGGGAGAGGCUGCUUCAAAGACGAGGUCGAUGCGCUCCAUUUGAAUCGAAAGAUGUCAACGACAGAGAGCGGGGCCGAGUCAGAGCCAGGUGAAGUUUCGUUCCUCUCUUCUGCGCUGGAUUCGCCCGCGCUCUUUGAUUCCUUGGACGACGACGAAGACCCUUCUUUCCUCCUUCAGCGCUCGCUGCAAGGUUCCUCGCCCUCUUCCUCAGCAUCACCAUCCGGCGGCCCGCUCUCCGGGUCCGUCUCUGGCCGCCUCAGACGCGCAGUGCAGGAGACACAGGAGAUUUGCAGGAGCAGCUGGCAGGCAGAGAGAGUGGGGGUAACGAGUGUGGCGUUUGAAUUGACAGAGAAGGCGCCCGACGUGGAAGAAGAGGAAGACGAGGGAGAAGACGGAUUUUCCUCGCCUUUUCCUUCUCUCGCUGAAGCGCGCCAAGCUGCGCGAACGCGAAAGAGCCGUCUUCGUCCUGCGCCCUCGCCGCGUCUCUCGGGCGUCGCGAUGGGGCAAAAAGGAGACGUUCUGCUCCUCGAAGACGCAGGGCACCACACAGGCGGCGGCGGUGGUCAGGCAGGUCGUCGCGCGCGAAGACAAAGGAGAAGUCUAUCGGGCGAUGAGGCAGGACGAUUCGGCCCCGACCCUGAUCCUCUGCAGCAAGCGCCAGAGCCGGGCGUGUACACAGGCGACUUCGAACGCGACAUGCGCCAGUCCUGGGACCGCCGCAAACGCAUGGAACUGGAAGAUCUCGGUAACGCGCCGUCGCGUCCUCUGAGCCUCGGCAGUCGAAGCCGCGACAAGAUCCAGUCUCGGGAUGAACGCCCCACUCCGUUCUGGCGCCGGAGGAAAGAGGCAGAUGCGAUGGCCCUUUCUGCUGAAGCUGGCUUUAUUGGCCUGGAUCCAAAGGCCCUUCAGAGACCCGUGCGAGGCGUCCAGAAGCGUAAACUUCUCAGGCGACUCAGCCGCAUGCGGCUUCACCAUCUCCGGUUGCAGCCCGAGAGCGUCUCCAAGCGACUCGUCGCCGCCGUCGGAAAAGAGGCCAAGGCAGGCUUUGCAGCUCCGGGGAUCAUUGCCGCCAAGGACAGGAAGGGCGGCAAGAAUUACACCUGGGAAGAGGCGAUGAGAAAGUGGAAGCGGUGGGCCCGGAAACAUAAAGCGGACGCAGCGGUGUACGGGCGACCAAACAAGCGACGACUCUUGGAAGAGCAAAUGCAAAUGGUGGAGCGCAAGCUGUUCCGGCAGAGACUGGCAAUGAAGAAGAAGGAACAGAAUGAGGCACCUGGCGCUGGGUUAGUUCGUGAGUUCAAACAACGAAAACGCCAAGCCCGCGAGUUGGCCCGGGGGCUUGAGGCAUCGCAAAACGGUUCAUUUGGUGGUUCUGGGGUUAUGAAGAAUAAGAAACAAAGCCCAAGGUCGAGACGGCUGCAGCGGAAAAAAGAUGAGAAACUCGCGGAACUGGAGGCCUUCAGAGAGUGGAAGAUCCAACAAGAAAAUAAAAGGCGCGGCCGGUGA